Molecule: messenger RNA, 2048 nt
Organism: Peromyscus californicus insignis
Lineage: Eukaryota; Metazoa; Chordata; Mammalia; Rodentia; Cricetidae
Product: UDP-glucuronosyltransferase 2B31-like
Exons: 6
Coding region: 40-1635 (531 amino acids)
Molecular function (GO): UDP-glycosyltransferase activity
Source: RefSeq, a predicted model, not a curated record
GUGAUUGCCAUUUGGAAGGCAGCUCUGGAUUUAACCAAGAUGUCUGUGAAAAUGACAGCAGCCCUGUUCCUGCUCCAGCUCAGUGGCUUCCUUGGAUCUGGGAGUGGUGGGAAGGUGCUGGUGUGGCCAAUGGAAUACAGUCAUUGGCUCAAUUUGAAGAUAAUCCUAGAAGAACUUGUGAAGAAGGGCCAUGAAGUGACUGUUCUGAUACCCUCAGCUUCACUUUCUUAUGAAGUUGAGGACAUAUCUGCUAUUGAGUUUGAGAAAUACCCUUCAUCCUUUCCCAUGGCUGAUUUGGAGCAACUUUAUAUGGAAGCAAUCAUGAAAUGCAUUUAUGAGCUACCAAAGCAAUCAUUUUGGAGAUACUUGUUAAUGUUUCAAGAAGUGGUUUGGAAGCAUUCAGAUUAUUUUGAAAGUCUCUGCAAAGAUGUAGUUUUUAACAAGGAACUCAUGACAAAACUACAAAAUUCACACUUUGAUGUCAUGGUAGCAGAUCCCUUCAUACCCUGCGGUGACCUGCUGGCUGAGAUUCUCAAGAUACCACUUGUGUACAGUCUCCGCUUCUUUCCUGGCUCUACACAGGAAAAGUACAGUGGAGGACUCCCACUGCCUCCUUCCUAUGUGCCUGUUGCACUGUCAGAAUUGAGUGAUCGAAUGACAUUCAUGGAGCGGGUGCAAAAUGUAAUCUACAUGCUGUCUUUUGACUUUUGGUUCCAAAAUUUUAAUGAGAAGAAGUGGAAUCAGCUUUACAGUGAAGUAUUAGGAAGACCCACAACACUCACUGAGAUGAUGGGGAAGGCAGAUAUAUGGCUCAUUCGAACCUACUGGGAUUUGGAAUUUCCUCACCCUCUCCUACCAAAUUUUGAUUUUGUUGGAGGACUCCACUGCAGACCUGCCAAGCCUCUGCCUAAGGAAAUAGAAGACUUUGUCCAGUCAUCUGGAGAACAUGGUGUUGUGGUGUUUUCCCUGGGAUCCAUGGUGGGUACCCUAACAGAAGAAAGGGCCAAUGUGAUUGCAGCAGGCCUUGCCCAGAUUCCACAGAAGGUUCUUUGGCGAUUUCAAGGCAAGAAACCAGACACCUUGGGCUCCAACACUCAGCUGUACAAAUGGAUCCCCCAGAAUGACCUUCUUGGUCAUCCUAAAACCAGAGCUUUUAUAACUCAUGGUGGCACCAAUGGCAUCUAUGAGGCGAUCUACCAUGGGAUCCCUGUGGUUGGCAUUCCUUUGUUUGGUGACCAAUUUGAUAAUAUUGUUCGCAUGAAGACCAAAGGAGCAGGUGUUAGACUGGACUUUCUUACAAUGUCCAGUACAGAUUUGGUUGAUGCACUGAAGAUAGUCACUAAUGAUCCUUCCUAUAAGGAGAAUGCCAUGCAGCUAUCAAGAAUUCACCAUGAACAGUCAGUGAAGCCCCUGGACAGAGCUGUCUUCUGGAUUGAGUAUGUCAUGCGCAACAAAGGAGCCAAGCACCUUCGUGUGGCAGCACAUGACCUCACCUGGUUCCAGUACCACUCUCUGGAUGUCCUUGGAUUCCUGCUGGCCUGUGUGAUGACUGUGAUGCUCAUCAUCAUGAAGUGUUGCCUCUUUUGUUGCCAGAAAUUUGCUAAAGCUGGAGAGAAGAAGAAGAAAAGGGAGUAGCUGAAGUGGGGAGGACAAACUCACGAACCUUUCCCAGUGCAUCCCAGCAAGACAGGCUUUCCAUCUUAUCCCUUAGCCACAACUGACCUGGACACUGCCACUCUUAUUUCAGUCUUUUGAAGUAGACAUGAGCUGUCAAAAGUUCCAUUUCCUCUCACUUAUAAAGUAAACAUGCAAGAGAAGACCAGAAUUUUUAAGUCCCAACAUCACUUACCUCAUAUUAUAUACCCAAUCUGAAAUUUCCCCCACAGACUCCCAAUUUGUUUUGUUUAUUUUGUUUAAUUUCUUCAUUUAGAAUUUCUCACUUUGAUUCUGGAAAAUAUUAAAAAUAUUAAAUUGUUCCCUCACGAUCAUAUUCCUACUUCCCACUGGAUCUCUCCCAAUAUGUCCAAAUCACAACUUCCUGACCUCUA